UCUCGGAAGUUACGUCAGGUCAGUAAACAACAUGUCGGACGACAGGCUAAGGUGGGAAUUGACGGCCCUUGGCUUCACACCGGGACCGAUCACCGACACCACCAGAGAUGUACUCAAAAGGAAGCUGCACCAGCUGCGCAUCGAGUCCACGUACAGACGGUCAACUAAUGGCGGUGGGAGCAAUGGGAACGGAGCUGUGGGAGCAGACCAUGACAAUGGCCAUUACCAGGAGGACGACGAGGACGAGGUUUACGAUGAGAUUCUAAUCGAUAAUGGAGACUAUCGGAAUGCACACGGAUCUAGUUUGCUUGCAGGAGGGGCAGGGCACACUAGGAGGGCAGUUCAACGUCGGUCCUGGGGGCCAAGUGCGGCUCCCAGGGAGGUGGUGGGGGCAGCGAGGAGUGGGCCCCCGAAUACUCAGCCCCUCAGGAGGAGUGUGGGAGCCACCAGCCGGGAUCACGGCCCACAGAGAGCCCCCCAGUAUGGAGCAGACAGUCUGAGGGGUGCGGACUAUGGGAGCAGGGGGAGAUUGGUGGAGGAAAACAGAGCUUCGUACAGAAUCCCCUACCAGUUCGAUAACUAUAGAACAUACGACUCUCUAGCAGCGAGAAGGGAAGAACCCUCUGUGUCUGCCAGGGAUGGUGGCUCUGUGAGACAAAGGAAACCAAGUUGGACCCGUAACCUUGAGUAUUAUCUGUCAAGACUACUGUGGGGUCUGUCAGUAGUGCUGGUGUUAGUCUUCAUUGGGAUGCUGGUUGUAAAGAGUGGGAUGCUGAACGCACCGCAGGAGAGCAAAAUUAAUCAGCUUUCUUUUGACUGUGAAGGCAAAGAUGACCAGUUUUGCAAAGACAAUGAAAAGAAAAUUACUUUCCAAAUCUUGUCAGAAUUGUUUGACUUUCUGUCUUUGGAAGCUGGUAGAUUUGAUUGUGGUAACCCUACAGGUCUGAGCAGCAAAUGCAUCCCUAUCAUCACAGCAAGAGCACAUGUCACUAAUAUCAGUGGUCAGCCACCUCAGAAAUUUGAUGCUGCUCUUGAAUGGGUGCUGAAAAGUAACACACAUUUUGGGAUAUGGGUGAAAGGUGAGGAUAGUACAGAGACCGUCACCACAAGAGAACACGCCUCCUGUGUGGAAUCGUCAAGACCUCGUCUUGGAAUACUUUGUAGAUUAAAGAAUGCAUUUUGCAUUGUACUUUCCACCAUGUUCCUUGCUGUUUUUGGUAUCCUCCUCCUUUGGUUAGUUGUGGUUUUUUUGAGAUAUCAUUGGAGAAAACUAGAAGAAGAAGAAAAGCAGAUGUUUGAGAUGGUGGAGAAAAUAAUUGAUGCUGUGAAAUCCCAUUAUAGAGAAUUUAUUCAAAGGGCUGAAGAUAGUCCUUAUGUUGGCAUUGUGCAUGUCAGAGACACAUUAAUACCUCCCCAGGACAGGAAACGUCUGAAAAAAGUAUGGGAGCGUGCAGUGCAGUUUGUGGAAAACCAUGAAUCGCGGCUUCGUACUGAAUCACAGCGUGUUGCUGGGGCCGAUUUAAGAGUAUGGCGUUGGACUCAAGUCCUCAGCGAAUACAGUGGCAUUACAUCUGCUCAAAAUCUUUAACACAUG
Pelobates fuscus (common spadefoot toad) is the source of this 1594-nucleotide messenger RNA. RefSeq names its product LEM domain nuclear envelope protein 2 (gene LEMD2). NCBI's taxonomy places the organism in Eukaryota, Metazoa, Chordata, Amphibia, Anura, Pelobatidae. The transcript has 9 exons. Gene Ontology annotation, molecular function: chromatin DNA binding. The record is from RefSeq and is a predicted model, not a curated record. Gene Ontology annotation, biological process: nuclear envelope organization; negative regulation of BMP signaling pathway. The coding region runs from base 32 to 1588 and encodes 518 amino acids.